AUGGAGGCCGCCUCCUCCAGCGCAGAAGCCCUGCUGGAGCUGCAGCGGCACCUGUGCACGGAGACAGAGCCAAGCAAGCUCUACCAAACCCUCCAGAAACUCUCUUCCCUGCCCAAGCUCCGUGACACCCUGGCACAGAUGAACUUCGAGCAGACCAUGGAGCUCUUGAGGAAAGAGCAGCUCCUGGUCCCCUUCGCCAAGGACUUAGCGGCCAUUUGGUCAGAGAGGUCCCAGUUGGAGCCCCAUCCUGAGCCGGACCGGGGGGACUUUGCCUUCGCCUUGAGCCUGAUGACGUUGCGGCCCAGAAACUGUCCAGAAGACAAGCCCCGGGAGCCACAGCUAGCUGCACAGAAGCGGGUGCCUGUGGCAAAGCCCCGAGGAAGUAGAGAGGAGCCCUGGCGCUUCCAAGUGGCCAAGGCCAUCUCCAGCGAGUCAGGUGCUGGGGGAAAGACUCCAGGCCACUGGAUGGAGGAAGGGGCCCCAGCUGAUCCUUUGGAGGCCUGCCUCAACUCUCACAGCUCUCCUCCUUCCUCUGCUCUGCAGCUGCAGCUGACUGGGUGCAAGGGGAGGGGAAAAAGCACCCUGAAAGCUGAGGAGGCCCUUAGCCCUGGAGCCAAGGUGCCCCUUGGCAAGUCUCCGAGUUGCCAAGAUCCCAACGACACUGGCGUCCUCGCUGGGCAUCCCCUUGCACAAGAGGCUUCCAGUCUCCAAGAUGGCUUCCCGCUGGGUGGCCCGGAGCACUCUUCCUUGCACACUGACCAAGACUUGGUCUUGGCUUGGGUGCGCAGGACCCACUUCAAGACGCCAGUCUAUUCGGGUCGUGCACCUGCCAGGCUCCUGCAGAACUCGCAGCGAGGGCGCCUUGCUGAACCCCUUGACUGCCCCUGGAAAACUGGCUGCCAAGACGCAGCGGAAGAAAGUGAGCCCUGGCAGCAAGGGGAGGAGUCCCGUCACCAGACACAGACACACAGGGGCAAGGCAAUGCACACCAAGACUGCCAGCGCCACAGUCCUCCAGCUGCAGGAGUCUCCUGAGCUGAGGCUGCAAGCUCUGAGAGCCCGCCUCCAAGGCGCGCAAGCCAAGAAGCCCGGAGGCCGCCAAACCAAGAUGAUAGCCUUCCAGGCUCAAGGUUCAAGACUCUGCCCAGGCCAGCAGGCAGAGUCUGCAGCCCGAGGGGCCGCCUCCUCCGAAAUGAGCAGCCGCCAGGAGGCCUCUGCCCAGCGCCCGCCACGGAGGGCUCCCUGCAACAAGAGCCAGCCUAAGAAGAGACCUGCCCCGCUCAUGGCCAAGGUCCUCAGGGAUUACAAGAAGAAGCUCUCUCGGAGGUGA
Molecule: messenger RNA, 1329 nt
Organism: Peromyscus eremicus (cactus mouse)
Lineage: Eukaryota; Metazoa; Chordata; Mammalia; Rodentia; Cricetidae
Product: elongin-A3 member D-like
Exons: 2
Coding region: 1-1329 (442 amino acids)
Source: RefSeq, a predicted model, not a curated record